Microsporum canis CBS 113480 is the source of this 879-nucleotide messenger RNA. RefSeq lists its product as hypothetical. The coding region runs from base 1 to 879 and encodes 292 amino acids. The transcript has 2 exons. Gene Ontology annotation, cellular component: cytoplasm; membrane; mitochondrion. Lineage: Eukaryota; Fungi; Ascomycota; Eurotiomycetes; Onygenales; Arthrodermataceae. The record is from RefSeq and is a predicted model, not a curated record.
AUGAUACGCCAACGGCUACGGCUUCUGGCUUUUGCCCGCCAGUCACGCGCCUUCAGCAGGUCUGUCCUGCUCGCGGAACCCAGAAAGACAGACACUGCACCAGCAUCAGCAUCAGCGUCAGCAUCAGCAUCACCAUCACCAUCAGCACCCGCACCAGCAUCACCAUCACCAUCACCAUCACCAUCAGCAGCACCAGCACCCGCACCAGCACCAGCACCAGCACCCGCACCAGCACCAGCAUCACUAUCAGUACCGACCCUCUUCUCGCGCAUCCAGGCCUCCCCCCUCGGCCGCGCCCUGCUCUGGUACGGCGACAAGCAGAAGAAGAGACCCUACUGGACCCAGUUCUGGAGCACCGUCAUCAUCUUCCUUCUCUCCGACUUUAGCGCCCAGCUGCUCGUCCCCUGGAUCACCCACGACGAAGAUGCCGACUCCCCCAGCACCUCUACCACUAGUAUAUGGGACAAGUACGAUCCCGUCCGCACCAUACGACACGUCAGCAUAGGCGGGUUCAUGUUCGUACACAACAACUUCAACUACGCCUCGAAAUUCCUCUCGAUCUUCACAAAAGUCGCUCUCUCACAGCUCGUCUACGCGCCCGUCUUCAACGUCUACUUCUUCUCUGCUCAGUCGCUGCUCUCGGGCGCGGGAUGGGACGAGACACUGCAGCGCCUCCAGCGGACGUUGCCCGUAAGUAUCGUUAACAGCGCAAAGAUAUGGCCUGCCGUAUCCGCGUUUAUGUUCUUGUACAUCGAUCCGGCGUUUAGGGCGAUAUUCGCCGGCACCAUCGCGCUGGGGUGGCAGACCUAUCUCUCCUGGCUGAAUCAGAUGGCUGCCAGAGAGACGGCGGAGAAGAUGGAAGGCAAGAUGCUUGCGUAG